AUGGCAAACAACACUCAAUACGGAGGCGAUCCUCUCCCCGAUGUGGGCGCCACCUAUCCCUCCCAGAACAACCAAUCCAAAUCCGGCGAAGACGACUGGACAAAGCGUCCGCCCUACAGCAUCCGCUCUCCUGAGGAAUUCGGUCCUGUGAAAUGGCGUGGGAAAUGCCAAUGCGGCCAGGUGACUUAUCAAUUGAGCCGGGACCGACCAUUGAAGUCUAAAUUCUGCCACUGUCGGGGCUGUCAAGUGACGCAUGGCGCGCCAUUCCAAUGGGCGGCUAUUUUCCAUAAGUCUGAUCUCGCUUUUACGAAGGGAGCUGAAGGCCUGUCGUUCUAUUCCUCCACGAAUGACACCCAGGAGUAUAAGCUUCCGACUAAGGUGUAUUGUUCUUAUUGUCGAUCUCCUAUUAUGGAUGAGGGACGGAAUGUCUGCUUGAUGUUUCCGCAGGCCAUCGAGAGCGCUGAUUAUGAUGAACAUCGACAGCACUGGCGCGAGGCGUUUGAACCAGAGUGCCAUAUUUUCUACGGCAAGCGAGUCCUGGAUAUUCCAGAUGGGAAGCCCAAGUGGUCGGGUAUUGAUGAGCAAAGUGAUCUUUUGGAUGAGCAAGGGCGCAAGAAGGAAUGA
Messenger RNA from Aspergillus eucalypticola CBS 122712, 624 nucleotides. Its product is annotated as GFA family protein. Bases 1 to 624 code for a protein of 207 amino acids. The record is from RefSeq and is a predicted model, not a curated record. The transcript is spliced from 3 exons. Lineage: Eukaryota; Fungi; Ascomycota; Eurotiomycetes; Eurotiales; Aspergillaceae. Gene Ontology annotation, molecular function: carbon-sulfur lyase activity.